This is a messenger RNA of Thalassophryne amazonica, 2716 nucleotides long. It is a transcript of the gene kirrel3a, whose product is annotated as kirre like nephrin family adhesion molecule 3a. Gene Ontology annotation, cellular component: cell-cell junction. The transcript has 16 exons. Gene Ontology annotation, biological process: synapse assembly; cell-cell adhesion. Gene Ontology annotation, molecular function: cell adhesion molecule binding. The record is from RefSeq and is a predicted model, not a curated record. The coding region runs from base 218 to 2536 and encodes 772 amino acids. Lineage: Eukaryota; Metazoa; Chordata; Actinopteri; Batrachoidiformes; Batrachoididae.
GAGAGAAGGAGAGAGAUGCAGAGAGGAGAGAGGCAGCCAGUGAAUGUGAGAGUCAGAGCAUGAUGGGGAUCGCCAGCCUCACGCACAGCGAGCAGGAGAGCCCACAGACGCACUGAAUCCAGCGGCGGGCGAGGAAGCUACAGUGUGUCAACUCCUCAGCAACUCUUCUUCAUUCAUCCUCAGCAUCAUCAGGAGAAGAGAGAAGACACCUGCACCAAUGAUCUCUCGGCUGCUUCUCCUCUGCUGCUUUGCCGGCAUGGGGGGCGCUGCUGUGUUCACCCAACAGCCCACAGACCUGGUGGUGGUGGCGGGCCAGCCGGUCACUCUGCCCUGCUCCAUCCCCGGCUACCACGGCAUGGUGCUGUGGCUUCGCGAUGGCAUGGCCCUGGGUGUUAACAGGGAUAUGUCAGGCUACCCACGUUACGACAUUGUUGGUGACCACAGUAAAGGUGAAUACCACCUGCUGAUCCAGAGAACAGACAUUCAAGAUGAUGCUUUCUUCGAGUGUCAGGCCAUCCAGGCAGCUAUCAGAUCGAGACCCGCCCGCCUUACUGUUCUUGUUCCCCCUGAUGACCCUGUGAUCCUGGGAGCCCCAGUGGCGAGCUUACGCGCUGGUGACCACCUCAACCUCACAUGCCACGCUGACAACGCCAAACCAGCUGCGUCCAUCAUCUGGAUCCGUAACGGGAUGGUCCUGAGUGGCGCCAUGUACUCUAAGACACUGCUGCGGGACGGUAAGAGAGAGAGCACGGUCAGCACGCUCUACCUGUCGCCCUCCAACAUCGAGUCUGGCCAGCAGAUCACCUGCCGGGCUUCAAACAAAGCGGCCCCCAAUGGAAAAGAUGCAACUGUUACCAUUGACAUACAACAUCUGCCCAUCGUCAACCUCAGCGUGGAGCCACAACCGGUUCUGGAGGGAAACCUGGUCAAGUUCCACUGUGCUGCAAAAGCAAACCCGCCUGUCAUCUACUACAGGUGGGCCAAAGGGGGCAGUGUGAUCCCGGAUAUAACAGGCGACACCUACGAGGUGCUUGUGGAUCACUCGUUCUUCACCGAACCUGUUUCCUGUGAGGUCACCAACGCGCUGGGUCACACAAACAUCAGCAGGAACGUGGACGUGUACUUUGGGCCGCGGAUGGCAGCAGAGCCACAGUCUCUGCAGGUGGAUCUGGGAUCCGAUGCUGUUUUUAACUGUGCGUGGACCGGAAACCCAUCUCUGACCAUCGUGUGGAUGAAACGCGGCUCGGGAGUGGUGCUCAGCAACAAGAACACUCUAACACUGAAGGCAGUAAAGCAGGAGGAUGCUGGGAAAUAUGUGUGCCGGGCCGUAGUCCCCAGAGUGGGCGCCGGGGAGAAGGAGGUGUCGCUCACUGUGAAUGGUCCUCCUACUAUCUCCAGCACCCAGACCCAGCAGGCGCUGUACGGCGAGAAGGGUCAGAUCAAGUGUUUCAUCCGCAGCACCCCUCCUCCGGACCGCAUCGCUUGGUCCUGGAAGGAGACUGUGUUGGAAUCGGGAACGUCUGGGCGCUACACCGUGGAGACGGUCAGCACAGAUGAAGGUGUGAUCUCUACGCUGACCAUGAGUAACAUCAUCCCUGCUGAUUUCCAGACCAUCUACAACUGCACGGCGUGGAACAGCUUCGGCUCCGACACCGAGAUCAUUCGCCUCAAAGAACAAGAGACUCUACGACUGGCCGUCAUCAUCGGCGUGGCCGUGGGCGCCUUCCUCGCCCUUUCCAUCCUCUUAGCAACAUUGGGAGCUUUCUGCUGCACCCGAUUUCAGCAAAAAGAUGUCCAUCUGGUUAUGUCGUCUCUCCCUGUGACACUUUCACGCCAACGAGAUGUCAAAACAGAGAAUCUCAAAGGAGUGGUUUCAGCUAAAAAUGACAUCCGGGUGGAGAUUGUUCACAAGGAUCACAAUGCAGCACGCGAGGGUGAGGAGCACGCAAGCAUCAAACAGAUGAUGAUUGACCGCGGUGAGUUCCAGCAGGAACCUGUGCUGAAGCAGCUGGAGGUGCUCCAGGAGGAGGAGAAGGAGUUCCAGCACAUCAAGGACCCGACUAAUGGCUACUACAGUGUGAACACAUUUAAUGAACACCAUGCCACACCCACCAUGUCCCUGGCCACCAAUCAGGUGGCUCCUCCAGACGUUGUCCGAAGCCCGCCCAGUGGAACUAUGACUAUCGGCAAGCAGCGAGUGCCCACCGGCAUGUCUUUCACCAAUAUCUACAACACUCUGGGCGCUGGCCCCAACCGCCUGUACGACUACAGCCAGCGCUUCGUCCUGGGUAUGGGCAGCAGCUCCAUCGAACUAUGUGAACGAGAGUUUCAGCGGAGCUCGCUGAGCGACUCCAGCUCCUUCAUCGACACGCAGUGCGACAGCAGCGUCAGCAGUUACAGCAAGCAGGACGGCUAUGUGCAGUUUGACAAAGACAGCAAGACCUCCGCUUCAUCCUCCUCCCACUACUCGCAGUCGUCUUCCCAGAACUCGGACCUGACCAGGCCUCUGCAGAAACGCAUGCAGACCCACGUCUAACAGUUGGUGAGUGCCGGACUGGGAAGCAAAGGAUGAAGCCAGAUCCCAAGGAGCCAUUUUUCCCGACGUGCUGACAUGUUCUGAUUGGUGUUCAAAGAGGUUUGCAGAUGCCGAUUUUUGACAAAAAAAAAAAAAAAUCCUCAAGAAACAGCUGGAAUCAAAGUUUGACAUCUCAAAAAA